Molecule: messenger RNA, 489 nt
Organism: Didymella exigua CBS 183.55
Lineage: Eukaryota; Fungi; Ascomycota; Dothideomycetes; Pleosporales; Didymellaceae
Exons: 3
Coding region: 1-489 (162 amino acids)
Source: RefSeq, a predicted model, not a curated record
AUGAGAGAAGCAGAAGAUGAUUUCUUAUACACAGGCAGAGCCUUGUUGUCUCUUCUUUCAUCUAAUCCUUGGUCUCGUCUUCCGGGGGAGGACCCAACUUCGGAAGGUUUCUUGACCGAGAGAAUACUCAAAAGCCUUUGUUGUGCCGAAACGAUCGAAUUUGAAUGUGCCAUUGAUCCUGUGAAACUCACAAUGGCAAGAAUCCUCCUCCAUCACCACUUUGAGCAGAAGCGCGUUGAGCUGAGUAAAGAUCCGAAGAUUUCGAGCUACCUUUCCCAAGGUAAAGGUAUCGCUAGCGUAGCAAUUAAUGCGAUCUUAGAGGAGAUAUACAAUCGCUAUGAUCAGAACAUCAGCCCAAAGGCAAAAGAAAAGUGCUUAAGUAGAUUUAUGUAUCACAAAAGAAUUGGAAAGAGGUGGUCCUUUGUCGCCUCUCAUCUUGGAAUUAGUUUCGUUCUGACUUGUGGCCCUGAACUAGCAACUCAUGUGUAA